GCCACACUUUCUUCAUACACACCAGCAUGAACUAAAGAGGAACAAUGACUGAUGGAGUUCUUAUAUUCUGGCUUUUGGCUUUUGGAUUCUUUCAGAGAGGUCUAACAGCGGUGGUACUAACACAGGAGACUGUGAUGGCAGCAGUGGGAGGAGAGGCUCAUCUCAGCUGUCAGCUCAGAGAGACAAAAAACGUCCUUCAAGUCACAUGGAAGAAAAUCUUACGUAAUGAGGAUAAAAAUAUUGCAACAUUCAGCCAGUUUUUUGGCCAGAGAGUAAAUCCUGGAUUUACAGAUAAAGUUGAAUUUAAAGAUCCAGAACUACAGAAAAACUCCAUAGUUAUCAGGAAUAUAACAGAAGAGGAUGAAGGUUGUUAUCUCUGUAUCUUCAGCACCCCUGAUGGACCUCUGACAGCUGCAACCUGCAUACAGCUCUAUGAGCUGCAUGAACCCAUCCUUCAUGUCAGAGAAUCAAACUCCUCUGCAGAGUCAGUUGUGUCCUGUUCAGCCACAGGUCGACCUGCUCCCACCGUAACACUGACUGUUACACAACAGCACCUCAACUUCUCACACCACAACACCGUCAGUGUGAGCAACACCAACGGUACAGUCACCGUCACUGCUACAGCUGUACUGUCAUGUUUCUGUAACAACAGCAUUCAGGUUGGAUGUGCAGCUGGAGUGCUCUCAGGUCCUCGGAUGGAGACGUUUGUGAUGAUUCCUGAGCUCAAACCGACGUCUGAUGAUGAUGCAGAAUCUGGAUCUGAUCACACACGGUUCAGAUUGUUUUGGAUUCCUCUGCUUUCCAUAUUCUGUGGUUGUGUUGCUGUAGUAAUCGUCAUUGUGUUCAGAAAUAAAGAUCAGAACAGGAAACAUCAUAUCAAUGAGAACCCUGAAACUGCAACCAGAGAUAUUUCUAAUGAUCUUGAUCUUGAGAUGAAUGAGAAUCCUGAACCUGCCACCAGAUCUCCUCAUCAGACAUUAAAGUCUGAAGAACAUUUUGGACCACAUGAGAACAUAGAAGUCCGACAGCGAUCACCUCAGAAGGGAAACAGAGAAAACGAGGACUGUAACCAGAGUUUUAACGCAUGCUGAGUUUUUAAUUAAACACAGUGACAGUGGUAACAACAUGCAGACCAGGUCAACACGACGUCAAAACUGAACUGAACUGGAUCAAAGUUUGAGGCUGAAUAACUUUAAAGUGAAGCAAACACUGCCUGACUAAGAUAAUGAUUUACAUUUAACAUUGACAAAUUGUACUUUUUGUGUCCUUUAAAAAAAAAACUUUUUUAUUUGGUGCUUAUUGCUGCCUUUCUUUUUUUAAUUAAUACUUUAUAUUUUUGUACUUUUUACAAAGGUUGCACUGAAAACUGUUGUGAUAACAUUAAAACUUUUCUCUAUUUUUCAUUAAUAAUACUUUUUUAAUUUAAUUUUUUAAUAAUAAAAAGCUGUAAGUGAAGCAGAGAAAAAAAAGUGGCCAAUCAGAACUUUUGUUUAGUUCAGAGACCUAAUUGAGAUUCAUAACAUGAAAAUUUACGCCUGAAAUUCUGUCAAAUUUGAAUGAGUAAAGAUGUAUGACUAGCUAUGUAAACAUGGACAAAUAUUUCAUCUAACAGAUUGAAAUUAAUCUGAUCAGAGAUUCCAGCUGGCAUGUUUACAUGACGCAUUUUUAUUCUGACUGGGUGUUUGAUCGGAUUAAAAAUGCUCCAUGUAUUUUUUAAAAAAAUAAUAAUUAUAAAAGAAAUGCUCCAUAUACACGCAGCUACACUUAUUUAACCUUUCUACUGUCUUAGCUAAAUUGGUAUUAUUGUGGGUAUUCCAGAAACUGGUGGAAACUCAUGUUUCCCUCAUGUAGUGUCACCUACAGUCCACAUGAUGUCGCUGUUUAUCCAGAUAUGAUGAUGACAUGCAGAGAUUUUCCACAAACAGGUGAUAAUAAAAACAAGAAUUAAAUUAUGUUAGUGAUCAAUUUAG
Messenger RNA from Melanotaenia boesemani (Boeseman's rainbowfish), 1970 nucleotides. RefSeq lists its product as uncharacterized. NCBI's taxonomy places the organism in Eukaryota, Metazoa, Chordata, Actinopteri, Atheriniformes, Melanotaeniidae. The record is from RefSeq and is a predicted model, not a curated record. Gene Ontology annotation, molecular function: cell-cell adhesion mediator activity. The transcript has 9 exons. Bases 45 to 1091 code for a protein of 348 amino acids.